Molecule: messenger RNA, 1128 nt
Organism: Laetiporus sulphureus 93-53
Lineage: Eukaryota; Fungi; Basidiomycota; Agaricomycetes; Polyporales; Laetiporaceae
Exons: 10
Coding region: 1-1128 (375 amino acids)
Source: RefSeq, a predicted model, not a curated record
AUGCGUUUGCAGAGCGCGCCCUUUGCGACAUAUGCAUUUGAUGGGCCAGACCAAGAUGCGAGCCGGGUAACAUACCGAACGGCGAGAGCUGGACCUGAAAAAAGGAACGGAAGUGGCCGGAGUGAGCAUCACACCGGGGAACGGAGGAGAGCUCGGCAUAUUCCUCGUGAUGAGAAGCCCAUCACAUCGCCGACCGGAGUGAAAGAGGUCAAUAGCAAACGAUCAGAUCGUGCGUAUGAAGACAUCGGGGCCUGCGAUCUCGCAAAGCAUAACGUCACGGGUAGAUUCUGGGGUUGGAGUUGCAAGGGCGCCAGGUCAGGUCAGGUACCAGCCGCCAUCCCUACGCGAGCGCAUACGCGAGCUGCUUCGGACUGCAAGAGAGCAUCCGCAUUUCCUCGCCAGCACCAGGAUCCAGACCUACUAUCGCGCGAGGACGAAAUCACGCACCGAAUAUGCAAUGCGAAUGCUCACAUCGAAAUGCCUGCGUGGCAAACGCCCAUCAAAGCGGCAGACCUGCCAAAUGACGAUGAUCAGCAUUCUGCACACACGCACGUCAAGCCACCGGACGCUAGUCACCAGAAGUGCGACGCGCAUCGCAGGCCAGAAGGCCCUUGUUAUCUGAGACAGCAGCAGCAGCAGAUAUCGCAGCCCCGGAUGAUCGACUUGCCGUUCCAGCAAGCACGUCGAGAUGCGCGCAGACGGUCAGGCGAGCACACGAGCGGGAGGAAGUUCGAACUAGCACGACUCGGGCAAGGCGCCCGCCAGCCUGCAGGCUCCUACAAACAGCGGCCAUCAACCCAUCCUCGCAAUGCACUUGAAGUCAAGGCGCAAGAGCAAGACCCGUCCCAGACAAAAGUCACACCACCCAAAUCAAACCUCAAACCUCAAACCUCGGAAGCAUUAAUGAGGCACAAUUGCCGGAGGACAGCGCCAACCAUCAUCCGCGCUGGGCCGCGGAGGCAUGAAGAAGCUGGGUUUCCCCGCAAGGCGACGGCGAGCACAGAGAUAGAUAGCAAGGAGAUGGCCAGGCGAUGCGCCUCAGGCCUACAGAAGGAGUUGCAAGGAGCCAAGGUUGCAUCUAUCCGUCGCGAUGGCGUUCUGGUAUCUGGUUCCCGCUGCCACGCGUGA